AUGGGUCAAUCUCAUUCCAAGGGCAAUUCUGGCCCUGGGGAUUCUCUGCAGUCGUAUCCGUCCUUCUCCCGCUCCGACACCAAGGAGUCCAUUCGAUCCUUUCGCGGUUCGAUCCGAUCGAAGAUCCGCAGCAGUGACAGUCCCCGUGCGUCGACGUCAGCUCUGUCCCAGGCCGACGAUAGGUCCGAUGCAGGCUCUGUCAAGUCCGUUGGAAGUCGACGCGAUUCCACCAAUUUGAACCCCCCCGCUGCUGAUGACUCUGCUCCCCCAACGGACGUCCCCGAACCCCCUCCUUCCCCCUCCUUGUCGAGUAGCUUGAAGCGAGGGCACCAAGAUGUAAAUGCUAUGAAGCAGAGUGGCGAGGUCGACCUCGUGUCGGAUGCUCCUCCGACCGGGGUGGCACCGCCAGCCGGCACACCACAGACAGCCGGGGAAUCUAUCCUGAUUAAGCGAGAGGACCAAAUGAACCCGAUCUUGGAUUUUAUCAUGAAGACUCCGCUAAACUCCGAUACGUCAGGAUCUCCAGGAAUGGGCAUGGGUGCACUCAAGACCAUCGAUCUGGAUGAUAUGAUUGGACGUCUCCUCGAUGCUGGUUACUCGACCAAGGUGACCAAGGCUGUCUGCUUGAAAAACGCAGAGAUCAUGGCUAUUUGUACCGCCGCUCGCGAAUUAUUUCUCAACCAACCCGCACUGCUGGAGCUGUCAGCCCCGGUGAAGAUUGUCGGAGAUGUUCAUGGCCAGUAUACGGACCUCAUCAGAUUGUUUGAGAUGUGCGGCUUCCCCCCAGCCUCCAACUAUCUUUUUUUAGGUGAUUACGUGGACCGUGGAAAGCAGAGUUUGGAGACAAUUCUCCUUCUUCUUUGCUAUAAGCUGAAAUUUCCGGAGAAUUUCUUCCUCCUGCGUGGCAAUCAUGAGUGUGCCAACGUCACCCGUGUAUACGGGUUCUAUGAUGAGUGUAAGCGUCGCUGCAACAUUAAGAUCUGGAAAACAUUCGUGGACACCUUCAACUGCCUUCCUAUUGCUGCCAUAGUAGCGGGCAAAAUCUUCUGUGUCCAUGGUGGGCUUUCUCCAAGCCUUUCACAUAUGGAUGAUAUUCGUGGAAUCGCUCGCCCCACCGACGUCCCUGACUACGGACUGCUGAACGAUCUGCUUUGGAGUGAUCCCGCCGAUAUGGAGGAAGACUGGGAGCCCAACGAGCGGGGUGUCAGCUACUGCUUCAAUAAGAAGGUCAUCAUGAACUUCCUCCAACGGCACGACUUUGACUUGGUUUGCCGUGCCCACAUGGUCGUCGAGGACGGUUAUGAGUUCUACCAGGAUCGAAUUCUAGUCACGGUGUUUUCUGCCCCUAACUAUUGUGGCGAGUUUGAUAACUGGGGUGCGAUUAUGUCGGUUUCUGGUGAACUGCUUUGUAGUUUUGAGUUGUUGAAACCUUUGGAUUCUACAGCACUGAAGAACCACAUUAAGAAGGGCCGGAAAGAGCGAAACAGCAUGCUCAACAGUCCUGUAAGUCUUUCCACACUUGAUCUCCUCCAUUCGCCAAGGGGGAAACACCGCUUCUCGUGUAACAAUGCCGAGAGCUUUGUGCUUAUUCUCCCUUCAAUUUCCCCGUCCAGCGUAUUUACUUUUUUCUUUCCUCUUCAACUUUUCAACCGGCUAAUCAUCCGCAGCCCGCAAUCGUCUCGGCGCAAAGUUAUUAGAUGUCGUAUUGUUUACAUGUGCCAAGAAAUCGGCAUCCGCGAUAUGUCACCAUCACAGCAAUCUGGACCCUCGGCAUGCAGUUGUCGACCAACGUUCCAUGUCAUCAUCCGUGCAGUUGAACUCAAUUGA
This is a messenger RNA of Aspergillus ochraceoroseus IBT 24754, 1827 nucleotides long. It is a transcript of the gene phzA, whose product is annotated as putative serine/threonine protein phosphatase. Gene Ontology annotation, cellular component: nucleus; cytoplasm. Gene Ontology annotation, molecular function: protein serine/threonine phosphatase activity. The record is from RefSeq and is a predicted model, not a curated record. The transcript is spliced from 2 exons. NCBI's taxonomy places the organism in Eukaryota, Fungi, Ascomycota, Eurotiomycetes, Eurotiales, Aspergillaceae. Bases 1 to 1827 code for a protein of 608 amino acids.